CAUCAACAACUAUCAAUAAUCAACAAUUUUUUCCUUCUCGCAUCGCUGGAGAGCCUGAUUUACUGCUCUCAUCCGCGGCAAUAAUGGUGGCCACUCAGAAGCUCUAUCCCCGCGCGACUGUCAAGCGCAUUGUCAAGGCUCAUGCAAACCGAAAUGUGAGCAAGAAUGCCGAUAUUCUGAUCUUCCUGGACUACAUGCUUUUUAUGCAGGAGUUGAUGCGCGAGUCGUCGAUUCGCUCGCGAAAGGCGGGCGAGAAGCAACUGUCCGCGAACAGUGUCCGGAAAGUGACAGAGAGGACGCUGCGGAAGUUCAAGGGUUGAGUUACGCGAUCCAUCAUGGCACCUGUUCUGUCGGCGAAUCUGAUAUAUUGCAUGGUAUAAAAUUGGGCAUUCUGGCGUUGGUUUGGAUAUUAGUAUUGGGGCAUUUUCGCCCAGGGACUAUGGGGAUAUUAUAA
Aspergillus glaucus CBS 516.65 is the source of this 454-nucleotide messenger RNA. RefSeq lists its product as uncharacterized. Gene Ontology annotation, biological process: kinetochore assembly; mitotic cell cycle; chromosome segregation. Gene Ontology annotation, molecular function: protein heterodimerization activity. The record is from RefSeq and is a predicted model, not a curated record. Gene Ontology annotation, cellular component: nucleoplasm; kinetochore. Lineage: Eukaryota; Fungi; Ascomycota; Eurotiomycetes; Eurotiales; Aspergillaceae. Bases 84 to 320 code for a protein of 78 amino acids. The transcript is spliced from 4 exons.